This is a messenger RNA of Pestalotiopsis fici W106-1, 498 nucleotides long. RefSeq lists its product as uncharacterized. The transcript is spliced from 3 exons. Gene Ontology annotation, molecular function: 4-alpha-hydroxytetrahydrobiopterin dehydratase activity. NCBI's taxonomy places the organism in Eukaryota, Fungi, Ascomycota, Sordariomycetes, Amphisphaeriales, Sporocadaceae. Gene Ontology annotation, biological process: tetrahydrobiopterin biosynthetic process. The record is from RefSeq and is a predicted model, not a curated record. The coding region runs from base 1 to 498 and encodes 165 amino acids.
AUGUCUACGGCGGCGGCGGCGGCAGGAACAGUGCCUCGCUUCUCGGCAGGAUCGGAUGAGGCGGUGAUGUUGGAAAAGCUUCAGCCUCUGCUGUCUUCUUCAUCAUCGGCGGCCGGUGGUGGACGCUGGACGCUCAUCCCGAAUGGCCAGGGCCUUGAGCGGAGUUUCAAGUUCAAGACAUUUGCAAAGACCUGGGACUUCAUGACUGCCGUUGCACUGCAAUGUAAACUCAAGAACCAUCAUCCCGAGUGGUCCAAUGUGUACAAUACCACCUUUAUCCGCUGGACAACACACAGCCCACCGGGCCUGUCGGCACUCGAUGUUGAGCUCGCUGCUAUUUGCGACGGCCUCGCUAGAGAUUUUGGCGAGAUUGUCGAAAACGUGAAGCAGAGCGACAAUAGCUGCAGCUUGGGAAGACAGCUCGCCGAUACUGUGGCCUCGGGUGCAGGUGAUUGCUGCGUACCGAAACCAAAGGCGAACCCAAAGACUCAGUCGUAA